AUGGAAGAGAGUGACGAAGAUGAUAACAUACAAGUUAUUGUUUUUGGAAAUUCGUCUGAAGCCAAGUUUGAUGAUUUUUAUAGAGAAGAGGAUAUAAAAAAGGAAGAAAUACAAGACAAUACAAAUGAGCCUAUUGUUCCUAGUGCGUCAAAUGAACAAGAAAAAUCGCAAAAAGAAGAUGUAGACCUUGAAAGCAAAGUACAGAACGCUACUAAAGAAAAUAAAGUAUUUAUGAAAUAUGAUUAUACUCAUGAGAAGCCUUGGUCUAAUCAUAGUGAUAAAAGCAUGUGGUUUAAUUACAAUUUUGAUGAAAAUAGUUUUAAAGAAUGGGUACAAAAACAUAUUGACAGAAAACUAGAAAAACAACAGAAUUAUCAAAUUGAAAAUACAGACAAUUAUUUUUUUGAAGACAAUAUUAAAAGCAAUAUUAUUAACACAACUUCUACAAAUGAAUAUCCAAUGCAAAAUAUUAAAACCUUUCCAUCAAAAAAUAUGAAUCCUAUUAAUACUAGCAAAUUAAUAGAACAUAAUGGUGUCCCUCAUUAUAACACUAACAAAUUGGGAAACACAAAAAUUAACCACAAUAAUAAUAAUAAUAAUAAUAAUAAUAUUAGAAGUGAUAAUAAUCAGAAUACUACAAAUACAAAUAAUGACCUUAAACCAUUUCAAAAUUUAAUAAAUUUUUUUAAACAAAAUAAUUGA
This is a messenger RNA of Plasmodium adleri (nom. inval.), 702 nucleotides long. Its product is annotated as conserved Plasmodium protein, unknown function. The coding region runs from base 1 to 702 and encodes 233 amino acids. The transcript is spliced from 4 exons. The record is from RefSeq and is a predicted model, not a curated record. NCBI's taxonomy places the organism in Eukaryota, Apicomplexa, Aconoidasida, Haemosporida, Plasmodiidae.